Molecule: messenger RNA, 474 nt
Organism: Labrus mixtus (cuckoo wrasse)
Lineage: Eukaryota; Metazoa; Chordata; Actinopteri; Labriformes; Labridae
Product: lipopolysaccharide-induced tumor necrosis factor-alpha factor homolog
Exons: 4
Coding region: 149-409 (86 amino acids)
Molecular function (GO): zinc ion binding
Source: RefSeq, a predicted model, not a curated record
CGUUGUGGGGUUGGGUCAGUGAAGUCUGCACAGCAAUUCAAGCGAUCUUAUGACCUGUGGAGAAGUAAACGAGGUUGGCAGGGAAGGUGAAGUUAUACGAGGAAAGCUCUCGUCUCUGCAGGCAAACUUCUCCAACAAACUCUGAACAAUGGCAAACAUUCAAGUGCCUGUUGUCGACCUGCUGGGAGACAAUCCAGUUCAGGUUUUCUGUCCAAAGUGUAAUCAGACAGUUCUCACCAAAGUGGACUACUCCUCCGGUCUGCUCACGUACCUUUUUUGUGGAGGACUCUUCCUCUGUGGCUUUGUUCUAGGUUGCUGUCUCAUCCCCUUCUGUGUUGACCGGCUGAAAAAUGCAAAACAUUCCUGUCCGACCUGCAAGAAUGAACUUGGUGUCUAUAAACGCUUAUAAUCAAUAUGACCACUGCACUCCUUUUAAGUGAACAAACAAACGCCUGCUGGUUGCUGGCUAAGAAA